Molecule: messenger RNA, 669 nt
Organism: Cajanus cajan (pigeon pea)
Lineage: Eukaryota; Viridiplantae; Streptophyta; Magnoliopsida; Fabales; Fabaceae
Source: RefSeq, a predicted model, not a curated record
UUACGUUCUUUUAGUGUUAAAGAAAAAUAAAAAAUGCUUAUACUUGUAUUUUAUUUUUAUGUGAACAUACGAGACUUGUUUUUCCAUUUCGAACUCAUUGCCAUCUUCUCGAAGAAAAACACGAAGACACAUUCGCUUUUGAUAUUCUUUGAUUCUUUAGCUCACAGUCUUGUUUGUUUUCUUAUAUAAGCCGAACAAGAAGCAAGGUGGCUGCAUAAGGCCACAAAAACAAUGGAGGGAGGUGAUAUAUACCGAGCAAGUAACAGUUUGCGAGUAAGAAGCUCAACAGUUCGGAGAAACAGUGGCGUUGAUGUAUUCUCAAAGUCUACUCGCGAAGAGGAUGAUGAAGAAGCUCUCAAAUGGGCUGCACUUGAGAAGCUCCCUACCUUCAACCGUCUCAAGAAAGGCUUGUUAACCACAUCCCAUGGUGUUGCCAACGAAAUCGACGUCACUAAUCUUGGCUUCCAAGAAAGACAGAGACUUCUUGACAAGUUUGUCAAAGUGGCCGAAGAGGACAAUGGGAAGUUCUUGUUAAAAGUUGGACUUGAUGUUCCAACAAUUGAAGUUCGAUAUCAGCACCUUAAUAUUCAAGCACAGGCUUUUGUGGGAAGGAUUUCUGAAUUUUCUCCAUAUUACUCCAAGCAAAAAGAAACAGGUGACUAUUCUUAA